This is a messenger RNA of Lactuca virosa, 1027 nucleotides long. NCBI's taxonomy places the organism in Eukaryota, Viridiplantae, Streptophyta, Magnoliopsida, Asterales, Asteraceae. The record is from the annotation of a GenBank genome assembly.
UGUUGUUUAAUUGAUUAGAAACACCAUGGAAACACAACAACAACCAGCAGAUAUUCAAGAUUUAGGGAACAAAACCAGCAGCACUUAUGUAUGCAGGCAAAGCAGCACGAGGUGGACACCCACAAGUGAUCAGAUCAGAAUUUUGAAAGAACUUUACUACAACAAUGGAAUCAGAUCACCAACGGCUGAUCAGAUCCAGAGAAUCGCUGCCCAACUCAGACAGUACGGAAAGAUUGAAGGCAAGAAUGUGUUUUAUUGGUUUCAGAACCAUAAAGCUCGUGAAAGGCAGAAAAAACGAUUCACUCCUGCUCCUCCACCACCAUCUCCGUUCUCUGAUCAUAUCAACCACCAUCUACCCACCGCCCCCGCCAUGCAAAUUCAGUCUCACCAUCAUCACUACCACCAUCAAGAACCACCACAUGUCUAUAGCCACCAACACAAACUCUACACCACACAUCACAUUGGGGUUGGUUCUUCUUCUUCACAAGGAGUGAUGGCUGUUGGGUGUGGCUAUGGAUCUGUCGCCAUGGAGAAGAGUUUCAGGGAGUGUUCAAUAUCACCGCCGGGAGAGAGUAGGGCCACCGGAUCAAUUGGCCGGAAUUUCGGAUCAAGAUCACGGGUUGGUGUCGAAUCAUUUUCUUUCUUUGAAAAUAUCAAGCCAAAAAGAUAUGAGAUCUUAGAGAAUCAUCAUCAAGAGGAAGAACAUCAAGAUGAAGGAGAUAGUUCAACACAGAUUGAAACACUUCCUUUAUUUCCAAUUCAUGGAGGCACUCACCAUGAUUUCUUCAGCAUGAAGGCAACAGAUUUGUCAUCGGAGCAUACUGCUGGAGGUUACUACACCGGAGGAAACUGGUACCGCUCUGACGGCCGUGCUUCCCUUGAGCUCAGUCUCAACUCCUAUGGAUAUUAUAACUGAUAUAUUAUUAUCUAUUUUAGUUAGCGAAGUAUGUAAUUAAGUGGUAAUUAUCAUGUACUAAUUAUGGGUGUGAUCUAUGUUUAAUUCUUCUACCUUUUUAUAUUAAUGUGG